AUGACUGAUAAACAAGCAGAGACCACAACUCAGUCGAACCAGAACCAGUUGAUGCUCCAAGCAUUCGAGUGGAACACUCCGGCUGAUCACCAGCACUGGAAGCGUCUGACUGCGGCUCUUGACUGGUUCAAAGAGAUUGGUGUUACCGCUAUAUGGAUUCCUCCGGGUUGCAAGGGAAUGGCUCCUGCCCGUAAUGGCUACGACAUCUAUGAUCUUUACGACAUCGGCGAGUUUGACCAGAAAGGCUCAGUGCCCACGAAAUGGGGAUCAAAGGAGGAGCUGCAGGACUUGGCCAACAAGGCCGAGGAAAUGAAUAUAAAGAUCCUGUGGGAUGCAGUGCUCAACCACAAGGCCGGCGCAGACAGGACAGAGACAUGCCAGGCGGUUAGGGUGGAUUCAGAUGAUCGAAAUUGCACCCAUGGGAACAAGCCGAUAGAAAUCGAAUCUUGGCUUGGAUUCGAGUUUCCCGGGCGCGGCAAUGUCUACAGUUCGAUGAAAUAUCAUUGGUACCAUUUUAACGGUAUCGACCACAACCUUAAAACGGGAAUUAGAGGUAUCUAUAAAAUUAUUGGCGACGGCCGGAAAAACUGGGCCUCAGACGUGAGCAAAGAACGAGGGAACUUCGAUUAUCUCAUGUUUGCAAAUAUCGACUUUUCUAAUGAGGAUGUCAAAGAUGAUGUUAAGAAUUGGAUUCAGUGGCUCAGUGAGCAGGUUCCCAUCGGCGGGCUUAGGCUUGAUGCUGUGAAACACUACUCACGGUCUUUUCUUAUCGAGUUUAUCCUCCACAUAAAGAGUCGAGUUGGACUGGACUGGUUUUUCGUCGCCGAGUAUUGGAAAAAUGACAUAAAUGAGCUCUUGACCUAUUUGGAACAGACGAAGAAUUUGGUAUCCCUCUUCGAUGUGCCGUUGGCCCACAAUAUUUCUAGACUUUCCCGGGCGAGGAAACCCGACCUCAGGAAGGUAUUCCACGAAACCUUGCUGAAAAAGCGGCCCGAGUAUGCCGUAACGUUUGUGACGAACCAUGACACGCAACUAGGGCAGUCAUUGGAGCUUCCAGUGGAGCAAUGGUUUAAGACCCUUGCUUAUGCAUUGAUACUCCUCCGCAAAGAAGGGUAUCCGUGUCUUUUCUAUGGCGACCUUUAUGGUAUCAACGCUGGUUUUCUAAAUGCGGCUGAAGGCCCGUUGCCCAACUUGGGGUCUCUGGCACUUGGGCGCAGCCUUUACGCUUACGGAUCGCAACGUGACUACUUUUUUCAAAAGCACUGCAUUGGUUUCGUAAGAUACGGGGAUGCUGAUCACCCAUCCGGUCUUGCUUGCGUUAUGAGCAGCACGAGGCGCUCGUUUAAAUUCAUGUACGUCGGAAGAAAUCAUGCGGGGGAAAAGUGGACCGAGAUCUAUGGGCAAUAUGGUGGUUCCGUUAAGAUCAACCGCCUGGGUUACGGUAGCUUUGGAGUUAUGCCCAAGAGUGUGAGCAUUUGGGUUAGUUCAGAGGCCCAAGGCAGGGACAAAUUCCCUGUCAAAAAUGCGCAUCAAUUCAGGUAG
Coccidioides posadasii C735 delta SOWgp is the source of this 1542-nucleotide messenger RNA. RefSeq lists its product as uncharacterized. Gene Ontology annotation, biological process: carbohydrate metabolic process. The record is from RefSeq and is a predicted model, not a curated record. Gene Ontology annotation, molecular function: hydrolase activity, hydrolyzing O-glycosyl compounds; calcium ion binding. NCBI's taxonomy places the organism in Eukaryota, Fungi, Ascomycota, Eurotiomycetes, Onygenales, Onygenaceae.